AAAAAAAAAAACAGAACUUCAAUUCCACUGUUACAGAUGCUAAACAUUCUUUCUCAAUAUGGAAAUGUUUCUGGAGUUUCUGAUCCUCUUUGGGUCCAUCGGGAAAUCGAGUCCUUGAAACAUGUAUUCGCGGUGAGGAUGAAUCUUGGUGAUCCUGAGUUCGUUAAUGUGACUAAUGUUCUAGCUGACAUGCUUUCUCCUAAGUUUGCUGAGGAGUUAAAGAAGACCAUAUAUGACAACAGGACUUUUGACCCAAGCCAUUAUGGAGGCAGGUGGAACCAGAUCCAUGAUCAUGGAACCAGUCAUUUGUCCAUCAUAGAUAAUGAGCAAAAUGCCGUCUCCAUGACUACUACUGUGAAUGGAUAUUUCGGUGCACAAAUACUGUCGUCAAGUACAGGAAUCAUUUUAAACAAUGAAAUGGGCGACUUCUCUAUACCUGGAAAUGAUUCUACAGUUCCACCUCCAGCACCGCCCAAUUUCAUCAGGCCAGGAAAGAGGCCAUUAUCAUCCAUGACACCUACUAUAGUCCUGAAGGUAAUGCAUAAGCGAUAUGGAGAAAUGAGGAGAGAGA
Messenger RNA from Prunus avium (sweet cherry), 571 nucleotides. Lineage: Eukaryota; Viridiplantae; Streptophyta; Magnoliopsida; Rosales; Rosaceae. The record is from RefSeq and is a predicted model, not a curated record.